Messenger RNA from Lobosporangium transversale, 3306 nucleotides. RefSeq lists its product as hypothetical. The record is from RefSeq and is a predicted model, not a curated record. The transcript has 3 exons. The coding region runs from base 421 to 3177 and encodes 918 amino acids. Lineage: Eukaryota; Fungi; Mortierellomycota; Mortierellomycetes; Mortierellales; Mortierellaceae.
UUCUCUCUCUCUUUCUUUUUUAAUUCUUUUUUUUUUCCCUUUCGUUUCUAUCCCUUCUUUCUCCCAUCUCUCUUUUUCGUUUUACACAAAGACACAAAUACGCUUUUCAUUGAUACACAAACAUACACGUUAUAAAUAUACACAGAUAACAUCUCCCAUAAUAGAUUACUUUUUCCCUUUUCUCCAUUUUGUUCACUAUUACUCUUCUACAACUGCUACGACAACUACUAGGAACCACAAUUACUGCCUCCACCGCCACCACUGUUAUAAUACAUUCCAUUCAUUCUUUAUCCUUGCUCUCUCAUUUUUCUUUUUACUUCCCAAAGUUCUCUUUAUUUAUUUUAGUCUAAAACUCUACUGCCUGUUCUUUCUGACUUAAAUCAGUUCUAGUCUAUUACCCUCCAUCACAAUUCCGCUGGAAUGCAGCUCCAUUCAUGCCCCUCUGACUCAUCGCCAUCCACUGCCUCAUCUCUUCAUAACGAGUCUCCUUGUCCUCAAUCUACCACACCUGGCUCUGAUAGCAGCCCUUCUCUUCUAGACCUUAGUUGCGAAUUAUCAUCAUUCCAUCCGACCUUCCCACUCUUCGAUACGUUGUUUCAUCAUCAAUCCUCCAAAAGCAACCCUAAUAACAACCACAACAAUAAUGAUGCCAUCAACGCCAAUGGCCGCUCCUCUAAUGGCAUCAAAGAUACCAUUAUCAUCAAUAGCCAUAACGAUAACAACAAUGGUAACAGCGGCAACACAAGCUCCAUCAUUAAUCUUGGUAAAUGUAUUAUUCCAGGAGCCCCUUUCAAACCUGCCCUCCUAAAUCACUCUGAACCCCUUGAUCUAUCAGCUACAGAGCCCUCGCCAACAUUAGAGCAACGUCUUGUGCCCGUCUUGGAGUACCUCUCUCCUUCUUGCCCGGCAACAGAGGUAACACCUCAAGUUUCAAGUCCAGACUCGACUGACAACGCAGUCCCUUCUCAAGACACAGGCUCAGGCACGGCCCAUAAUGAGCACGACGAAAGAAAAGAACAGACAGGGGAUGAAGCACUGUCGGAGCCGCAAUUCCACAGGGGCAGCGAUGUUGACGGCCUAGAGAGCCCACUCUUAACUCAACAUUCACACAUCAUCUACUCAACAAGCACUUCUUCAGUUAUGGCCACUGCUGCUUCUAUAUCAGAGGCACAGAACAAUGCUGAAGCGAUGGUGUCAUCGGACAGUCCACUCGAUCACAAACACGAACACAGACACGGACUUGAUCACGAACAACACAAUUGUCCCACUCAAUCAGACAGCAACAACAUCAACAUAAACAUGUUUAACGUCAAUAUCAGUAACAAUAGCAGCGGCAGUGGCUCAUGCGAGAUUGUAUUUUGUGAAGAAACAAUUACCAGCAACUACAUCAUUACAUCGUACUCUAACACAGCUGGAUCGACUCUAUCAAAUCCUGUUACCACCCAAGAGCAGACAUUCUCGGAAAUAAAGUCUGGUGGUAAGCUAUCAAGCAUGGCAGUAAGGCAAUAUUACUCUGUCACGGAGGAGGAGGAUGAUGAUUCAGGAGAUGAGCUGGUGGAGUCUUUGGCCAUUGGUGCUGAACGCAAAAAGCGGACAACGAGCGUUGAAAGUUGUGAUUCAUUCUCUAGUGCCAAGAAGAGAAGGAAGAGCAAAUUGAGCCAACAUGGUCUGGCAAGUCAAUCAACAAAGAAUGAUUUUCAACGUUUUGUUAAAAAGGAGAAUAACCAAGGCUUAAUGGGUGCAUCCAACAAGUUGACAGAGAAGAGCUUUGCUUUUGAUGCAUCAACACUUGUUCUCACGUGGUUUCAGCCUCAGCAGGGGCAUGCAAACAGGAAAUCAAGAAAACUACAGCGGCUACGUCGCUCGUUUCACUUUAGACACAGUGAAUCUGAUCAUGAUGACAGUAGGAACAGUGCCAUUCUGACCUGCACGCAUCGUCGUGAUUACGUUGAUAGCUGUCAUUGUCGAAAGAGGCAAUUCACAAACGCAUUCGAGCUAUUCCGACCUCUAAGUGUAGCGUCCCGAAUGACAGACUAUUAUCCAGAGUGGAUAAAAUCAAUUAAGAAACGCAAGAUACAUCAAUUCCCAACCAAAUGGACGUCUUCAUUAUCGCCCUCGCAUUAUGUGAAAUUACUUACCCUGAAAGACUUUUGGGAUGUAAUGGACGCUCGACAAGCCGAUUCUUUUUCGUCGUCUAUCUAUGAUCUCUCAGCAGUUAGCAAUCUUGAUUCUCAUGCAAAUUCCAUUGCGAGGGGAGCAAAUGAAUCUACUGAAUGUAUGACCAAAGCAGCGCUUGGACGGUCUCUGAGGAGAAAAAAGAUCGUUCGACAAUAUCCAUGCGCUUUAAGCUCUAUAAAAGGUCUUUGGGAAGAGGAGCUACGGCAGCAGAGAGAGCGACAGAUGAUCCCAGAUAGUAUUCGGAGGCCACCAAGGAAUAAAAUCUUCAGUUCCAAGCCAAUCCCCACCUCAAACACAAAGCCCGCUCUUCCGAGUUUAUUUACAUCCACGCAAGGGACAUCCCUUGGGAUGUCAGAUUCGCCGAGGACCUCUACAAAUGAAACUUCCACAUCACCAUCGGGCAUGGAGGGGAUUGGUAUUACAGCGACCAACCAAAAGAUACCACAGCCUACAUUAUCGGAUUUGGAGCUAUCUUUGAAGAAGAAACAUCGAGCAGCAGCCAUCAUUCGAUCCCACGCGAUAGCUGAGGGGUCAGAUAUGUCUGAAUACAAACCAUGGAAAGAUGGUACAGUUACACCAAGCAUGGGAACUCUUCAGGAGUUAAAGGCGUCUCGAAGCAAUAUCAUGAAUCCUUGGCCAAUCGAAGAGUCAAAGGCAAGAGACGAAUGCACACGAAUCCUUCAUCGAAUGCGAGAGCAGCUUAAUAUCGUUAUAAACCUACAGAUUCACCUCCGCACAAUGAUCAAAUCUGCACCAACACAAUGGUCUUUCUUGCUCUCAAUCCGCCAUCCAGCGCAAGUUUCGAUAGAGUUACUUCUAGCGCUUUAUGGACCUCAUUUCACACAAACGAGCAACUUCCGUGCCAUCGAGCAACUCUUAUGGGGAGCAGGUCCGGGCACUGGUAUGGAAGCAAAAAGUCAUUCUAGCAGCUGUCAGACAUCAUCAUCUCAACUUCAAGUUGAAGCCUCAUCCACUACAGAGACGAUAUUACAGGCUUGAAGUGCCUUCACGUUGCCAUAUUACACAUAAUUUUACUCUUCACUCGAGCAUUUGAAUUUUUGUAAAUAAACCUAUUUUAUCAGUGUAGUGUCUAUUUUCUAAUCGAAAUAGCGAUGAUUUAAAAGCGAA